Messenger RNA from Gossypium arboreum, 1454 nucleotides. Its product is annotated as UDP-glycosyltransferase 71K1-like. The record is from RefSeq and is a predicted model, not a curated record. The transcript has 2 exons. Gene Ontology annotation, molecular function: UDP-glycosyltransferase activity. NCBI's taxonomy places the organism in Eukaryota, Viridiplantae, Streptophyta, Magnoliopsida, Malvales, Malvaceae. Bases 1 to 1368 code for a protein of 455 amino acids.
AUGAAGAAAGCAAAGCUAAUAUUUGUUCCAUCAACAGGCAAAGGCCAUUUGAUCCCAGUUCUCAAAUUCGCAAAGCGUCUUGUUGAUCACGAUGAUCAGAUUUUUAUCAGCGUUGUUUUUGUUAAAUUGUCUUCCGAUCCUUUUGUCGAUGCUUAUAUCGAAUCGAUCAAGGCCUCAAAACUUGAUCGAAUCGAUUUCAUCGAUGUAUCUCAACAACAACAACAACAUUGUCAUUCAAUUGUUGGUAAUCAUUCGCGGUCCGUCCAAGAUCACGUCAAUGUCGUUAGGGAAACACAUACGCCGCUUUUGAAAGACUUUGUCGUUGACCUUUUAUCGAGAUCAAGAUUGGAUUCGGCAACGUUUGUGGGGUUCAUUUUCGAUUUGUUUUUUGUAUCACUGGUCGAUGUUGCUCAUGAAUUUAACGUCCCUUCGUAUAUAUUUUUAACUGGUAAUGCAGGGUUUUUGAGUCUUUUAUUCCACUUGAUGACUCGACACGGUGAGAUUUGCGGUAGCCCCGAGUUUAAGCAGUCCGAUCCCGACCAAUUGAUCUCAGGAUUUAUCAAUCCUGUUCCUCUCAAUGUUUUGCCUUCGGCUUUGUUUGACAAGGAUAAUGGUUAUCCUUUGUUUAUGACGACUGCUCAAAAGUUCAAGGCUGUCAAAGGAAUUGUGGUUAAUACAUUUGAGGAGCUUGAACCUUAUGCUAUUAGUAGUUUUUCCGAUCACGGAAAUCCCCCGGUUUACCCCAUUGGGCCGCCUCAAUCAUCAGUGAUAUUUCUUUGUUUUGGAAGCUUUGGGCGUUUUCUUGCACCUCAAGUCAAAGAAAUAGCACUUGGACUAGAGCAAAGCGGAUACAAAUUCUUAUGGUCCUCGCGCGUGCCACCACGAAAUGAUGAUCCGGGAGGUGUUCAUUACAGUGAGGACAUGUUGCCGGAAGGGUUCGUAGAAAGGAUCCAAGGGAAGGGGAUGAUGAUAUAUGGGUGGGCACCGCAAGUGGAGAUUCUAGCUCACGAAGCGAUAGGAGGGUUCAUAUCUCAUUGUGGUUGGAACUCGAUCCUCGAAAGCUUGUGGUUUGGGGUGCCGAUGAUAAUGUGGCCUAUGUACGCCGAACAAAAAUUGAAUGCAUUUAAGAUGGUGAAGGAAUUAGGGUUAGCAGUGGAGCUAAGACUCGAGUACGAACAACUUAAUGUCGACGACGUCGUGAUGGCUGAUGAGAUUGAGAAAGCGAUCAAGCAAGUAAUGGAUGAACGCAAUGAGGUUCGUAAGAAAGUGAGGGAAAUGGCUAAAAUUGCUAGAAAAUCAAUUGUUAGCGAAGGGUCUUCGUUCCUCUCAAUUCAAAAAUUGAUUAACGAUAUGAUAUGUAAUAAUUAAAUUAGUGUCACGGGUCAAUCGGAUAUUAAUUCAAUUACGAAGUUUUAAAAAAAAACAUUUAUUUUAUAAAAUAAGUUAUACUAUUG